Messenger RNA from Myripristis murdjan (pinecone soldierfish), 4337 nucleotides. It is a transcript of the gene rb1, whose product is annotated as retinoblastoma 1. Gene Ontology annotation, biological process: negative regulation of G1/S transition of mitotic cell cycle; regulation of transcription by RNA polymerase II; cell differentiation. Gene Ontology annotation, molecular function: RNA polymerase II transcription regulatory region sequence-specific DNA binding. The record is from RefSeq and is a predicted model, not a curated record. Lineage: Eukaryota; Metazoa; Chordata; Actinopteri; Holocentriformes; Holocentridae. Gene Ontology annotation, cellular component: nucleus; chromatin; Rb-E2F complex. The transcript is spliced from 27 exons. Bases 327 to 3068 code for a protein of 913 amino acids.
ACAUCACCCGAUUUAAACAAGUAUAAAUGAUCGCAGUUGCUUAAUAUACAGGUUAAUAUUCAUCAAACUGGGCAGAGAGUCUCAAAAUAGCAACGUCGUCGGCAGGAGCACGCCGCCGCGCAGCUCAGUGAGACUAAACGAGCGCCCCCUUCACGACGCUUUCAGGAAGUCGGUCCGGUUUUGUUGUAUUGUUGCACGGGACUCUCGGAGUGGCUUUCAAACUGAGGAAACACCGCUUAACAUUAGUAUUACCACACACAAACCACAGCCUGUUUUUAUUUACACACACACAUAAACAUAUUCCCGAUAGAUAAGCCGCUGUCACGAUGCCACCUAAGAAACGCGGCUCCGGAGCAGCGCAGAUGAAGGAGGUGAAGUCCGCUGUUAAAAGUGCCUCCCCAGACAAGAAGGAAAGCCCCGAGCUGUCUGUGAAAAAACACAGAGAAAAGGAUGCUGAUUUCGUGAGCCUGUGCAAGAGUCUCCAUGUGACGGACACCGUGUGUGAUCAGGCCUGGGUGUUGUGGAAGAGUGUGCAGGACUCUGUGGAGGCAGGCGCGGACAGCCAAAAAAAGCUGUGGAGCGCUUGCCUGUUUGUGACCGUGACAGACUUGGAUGUUGCCUGUUUUACCUUAACUCAGGUUCAGAAGGAAGUGGAUCUGAAUGUGAAUCAGUUCUUGGCUCUGGUGAGGAAGCUGGAUGUGAACUUGGACACAAUAAGCACCAGGGUCGAUUCAGUUCUGACACGACUGAAGAAGAAGUUUGAUGUGACACUAGCUCUCUACCAGCGGUUUGAGAAAAUAUGCGCAAAAAUCUUUGCUUCAGGUUCGGCUGCCAAGGAAAAAGAGACCAUGCGGAGCUGCUGGACAAUGUUUCUGUUAGCCAAAGGAAGGGCCUUACAGAUGGAGGAUGACCUGGUCAUAUCGUUCCAGCUGCUGCUGUGUGUGCUUGAGUUCUUCAUCAAGCGCUGCCCGGCAGAUCUUCUGCAGCCUCUCUACCAAUCAGCCAUCAACAGAGGUCAGAGCCCCCCAACGCGAACGUCUCGUCGCAACCAGAGCAAAGCCAAGCCGCGGCCUCCAGAGCCAGAGGUGGAUAUGCAGCUUCUCGAGACACUGUGCAAGGAGAAUGACUGCAACGCAGAAGAGGUGAAGAAUGUGUACCAGACCAGUUUCUCUGCUUUCCUUGAGUCAAUGGAUUUGUCAAGAUCCCUGGAUUUUCCUCAGGCAAAUGACCUCAACCAACAGUAUGAAGAGCACUACCUCAAGAGUAGAGACUUUGAUGGACGGCUGUUUUUGGAUGGAGACGAAACUCUUCUCGACCAUAAAUUAGAGAUGUCGCAGGUGGAGAGAACACCAAAGAAGAACGUUCGAGAAGAAGAACCUGUGCUCAUCGCACCCCAGACUCCAGUCAGAGCUGCCAUGAGCUCCAUUCAGCAGCUGAGGGUCGAUCUCACCUCCAGUGGGGACCAGCCGUCUGCUAACCUGGUCACAUAUUUCAAAAACUGCACGGUGGAUCCUACAGAGGAAGUGCUGAAGCGUGUGGAGACACUGGGACAGGUGUUCGGCCAGAGGUUCGGUCAGGCAGUCGGUCCACGCUGUGUGGCUCUUGGCAAGCAGAGGUUCACCCUCGGUGUCCGGCUGUAUUACAGAGUCAUGGAGUCGAUGCUAAAAUCGGAGGAGAAGAGACUGUCAGUGCAGAAUUUCAGUAAACUUCUCAAUGACUCCACAUUCCACACCUCACUUCUGGCCUGUGCUCUGGAAGUCGUCAUGGCAACAUACGGAGGGAGCUCUUUUAAGACCGGAGGAUACAACCAAGGAAGUAGUGGUGACCCAGCUGAAGACCUGUGCUUCCCCUGGAUAUUGGAUGUGUUCAAUCUAGCUGCCUUUGAUUUCUAUAAAGUCAUCGAGAGCUUCAUCAAGGCCGAGCCCACCCUGAGCAAAGAGAUUGUCAAACAUCUGGAGAGCUGCGAACACCUCAUCAUGGAGAACAUCGCAUGGAGGAUGGGCUCCCCUCUGUUUGAGCUGCUGAAACAGACACAGGAGGCCCCAGCUGAGCAGGUGGAGACCCCUGCAGCUUUUACCCAGCCGCUGCAGCACAACCACACCGCCGCUGACCUGUAUCUGUCGCCCAUGCGCCCAGGCCACCGUGUCCUGCCUCCUGAGUCAGCGGCCACACCGGGCCCCCAGCCUGUCGCUCAGGCUCCUUCUCAGCCUACUGGCCAAACCCCACGACCUCCAAGGUCCAAUUCUCUCAACCUCUUCUACAAAAAACUGUACCGACUGGCCUACAUGAGGCUGAAGAUGCUCUGCUCCUACCUGCUGCCCUCCCACCCUGACCUGGAGCACAUCAUGUGGACGCUCUUCCAGCACACUCUGCAGCACGAGUACGAGCUGAUGAGAGACCGUCACCUGGACCAGUUGAUGAUGUCAGCCAUGUAUGCUAUAUGCAAAGUGAAGAAUGUCGAUCUGCGGUUUAAAACCAUUGUGACGUCAUAUAAGAACAUGCCCAACACCAACCAGGAGACCUUUAAGCAUGUGUUGAUCACUGAGGGGCACUAUGACUCCAUCAUCGUCUUCUACAACCAGGUUUUCAUACAGAAGCUGAAAACCAUCAUCCUUCAGUAUGCCUCUCCCAGGCCCCCUACCCUCUCUCCAAUCCCACAGAUCCCAUGCAGCCCAUACAAGUUUCCCAGCUCCCCUCUCCGUGUGCCCGGCAGCAACAACGUGUACAUCUCCCCCAUGAAAAACCCACGCCUGUCUCCCGGGAUCAUGACUCCUCGUUCCAGAAUGCUGGUAUCAAUUGGUGAAUCUUUUGGGCUAUCCAGCCGCUUCCAGAAGAUCAACCAGAUGGUCAACAGCAGCAACCUCAAUGUCAAGAGGUCUCUGGAUCUUGACUCCACACCGAAGCCCCUGAAGAGGUUACGGUUUGAUGUGGAUGGGCAAGAUGAAGCCGAUGGCAGCAAAACUAGUCGAGAUUCUACACUGAUACAGAGACUUGCAGAAAUGAGCUCCGCUCGGAGCCGCAUUCAGGAGCAGAACAUGAAGGAAGAUGCAGAAUCAAGGAAGGAAUAAUUGUAAAAGCUACUGAGCCCACCUGCACUGUUUGCCACUACAUGAAACAAAAGUUUUUCCGUGCAUUUAGUAUUAGAUUUUAGUUUAUAUUUAACUUGUUUUCAGAAACCUGUUUUCUUUAAGGAGUACUCUGUGAAUAUAGGGAACUUAUUCCUUUUUUGUUGGUACUUUAACUGAGUGUUUUAACAAAAUGUUUUUUGCGCAUCAUGAAUUUGAAUGAAUUAUGGGAAUUUAAGGUUGUUUGGUCAUGUUUUAAGAGUGUUUCACUUUGUAAUAUACUUUAAUGAAUAAUCUCCUUUGCCAAUGCAGCAUGACAGUACAUUGCUAUUUUUCUUGUUGCAUAUUUCAAAACAGUAAGUUGAGCCUCAGCCCUGUCUGACUCUUAGAACUGUUGACCUACUUCUUUUUGACAGCGAAAGUUGUUAACUCAAAUGUUUCAAUCAUGAUGCAACAUUUCAGGUGUUUUAGAUCAUGAUCGCUCACUUCAGAAUGGAUAAACUGUCAGCCUCAGGGAAAUCAAGUGUGUCUUUUCCUUGCAUCAGUUUUAGUUAUAAAAUGAUAUUUUACAUUGGAAUAACUCUUUUGCCUACAUAACUCAGUCCAAUUCUGGCACCUUCCAGCAUCACCUGGAUCUUCUUAGCUGUAUUUGUUCAGUGUAUGUCUUAAAAGUAUAAUUUUUAGAUGAGUUAAGUAAGUGGUAUUGACUACGAGUGUCCUAAGCAUCCAAAAUUGACUGUUUGAGUUCCUAGAGGCAUGUGUCCCCAAAGUGAGAAUGACACACUCAAAUGAAAUAUCACCUUAUUCACUGAUAUUCAGGCCGUUUUCUUCAGUGCAUUCUCUGUAAAAGGAUUAGGUCACAGUCAAAUCAGUGUUUCACUUUUGAUAAAAUGUUUAUAGUUUUAUAUUGUUUUAUUUUACAUCCAGGUGUCUAAAAAAAAUCAUAUUUAAAGUGCAUACACCUACUGGUGUGGAUGAUCAGAAAUAUAUGUUUCUACUCUAAGUCAAACUUUUCAACAAAUAAUAUUUCCUGUUUUGCAAAUAUGGUAACGAGAGUUGGGAGCUUAGAGGGAAGUGAGCACACACCAGACGGAACAAAUAAUGUCUGAGGUCACAGCUGAUGAGCAGAUUUAAAAACGGUCAUGUGCUCAAGUGAAAUAUUGCUGUAAAUAUAAAUCAGCUGCCAGGUUCUUUAAAUUAAAAUGUGUUAAUAAAUUGUACUUUAUUGAAGUAGUUAUAUGAAGAAUGUAGUAAAUGUUUCCUAGGAUAAUA